Messenger RNA from Chara braunii, 1590 nucleotides. The record is from the annotation of a GenBank genome assembly. NCBI's taxonomy places the organism in Eukaryota, Viridiplantae, Streptophyta, Charophyceae, Charales, Characeae.
CGAUUGGUCCUCCAGCCGUUGUCGUUGUUGUUGUAUGGAAGAGAGAAGAACCAUUCGCUGAGGGCGAUGGUACGGAAGAGAGAAGAACCAUUCGCUGAGGGCGAUGGUAGCAGUGAAUUAUGGACCGUCGGAUGGUGUGUCGGCCAGCGAAGAAGAAAGGUACCACUAUUUGCCGUAGGGAUGAGCUGCAGGAGGGGUGAUUGUUCGUCCAGUGAGUGGUAUUGUGCAAAAGUUAUUUUGAGGGGCGCAGAACGAACGCUCUGCUGCAUGUAAAUGCUUGGUGCAUCUUCAUCUCACUCCAUUGGAAGAAGAGGAGGAGGAGGAGGAGAUCCUCUAGGAGGGAGGGGAGGGAGGGAAGGGAGCGAGGGAGGGAAUGCCUGCUGCGAGAUGGAUGAUUGGCUCGGCAGGGUACAAAAGGGAGAUGGAGAGGAGGAGAUGGAAGGGAGAUGGAAGGGAGAUGGAAGGGAGAUGGAGGGGAGAUGGAAGGGAGAUGGAAGGGAGAUGGAAGGGAUGAGAGGAGGGAGGUGGAAGAGAUGGGAGGAGGGAGGUGUAGGGGAUGAGAGGAGGGAGAUGGAAGAUGAAGGGAGAAGGGAGAAGGGAGAAGGGAAGGGAUGGGAGAAGGGAUGCCAGGAGGGAGAUGGAAGAGAUGGAAGAAUGGAUAUGGAGGAUGGAAGAAGGGAGAUGGAAGAUGGAAAAUGGAAGGUGGAAGAUGGACGAUGGAAGAUGGAAGAAGGGAGACGGAAGAUAGAUGGAAGAUAGAUGGAAGAGAGAUGGGAAGGAGAUGGAAAGGAUGAAAGAAGGGAGAUGGGAAGGGAUGGCAGAAAGGAGAUGGAAGGGAUAGAAGAGGGGGGAUGGAAAAGAUGCCAGGAGGCAGAUGGAAGAGAUGGAAGAACGGAGAUGGGAAUUGGAAAGAAGGGAGAUGCAAAGGAGAUGGAAAGGAGAUGGAAUGGGGGAGGUGGAAGAGAAAUGGAAGGGGGGAGGUGAAAGGGAGGUGAAAAGGAGGUGAAAGGGAGGUGAAAGGGAGGUGGAAAGGAAACGGAAGGGGGGAGGUGAAAUAGGAGGUGGAAAGGAGAUGGAACGGGGGAGGUGAAAGGGAGGUGGAAGGGGAGAGAACGGAGAUGGAAUAUGGAAGGGGGGAGGAGGUGAAAGGGAGGUGAAAGGGAGGUGAAAGGGAGGUGGAAAGGAGAUGUAAGGGGGGAGGUGAAAUUGGAGGUGGAAAGGAGAUGGAACGGGGGAGGUGAAAGGGAGGUGGAAGAGGAAAGAAGGGUGAUGGAAGAUGGAAGGGGGGAGGAGGUGAAAAAGGGAGGUCAAAUGCAGAUGGAUGGGAGAUGUCAGUUGAUAGGGUUUCAAGAGGGAGAUGGGAGAUUUCAGUUGGUUGCAGUUGAUGAUAUGGAGAGAAGGAUUCAGUGCUUGUUGCUUAUUUGGUGAGCUUUGGUGUCUGAUGAGAGGAGGCAAUGUUGUGCGAAGGAGGAGGAAUAGACGAACGGUUCGGGUUGUGUUUCCAUCGCUGUUUUCGCCAUUAGCGUUUCCCAAAGGGCGUUGUUGUGACGAAAGGCUUUUGAUCCUGUCCAAUGAAUCAAGUGGGGUAGU